Molecule: messenger RNA, 2175 nt
Organism: Angiostrongylus costaricensis
Lineage: Eukaryota; Metazoa; Nematoda; Chromadorea; Rhabditida; Metastrongylidae
Source: the annotation of a GenBank genome assembly
AUGGUGCGCGUUAUAAUCAAAGGAGGUGUGUGGAGAAAUACAGAGGAUGAGAUCCUCAAAGCUGCAAUUAUGAAAUAUGGUAAGAAUCAGUGGAGUCGCAUCGCAUCGUUACUUCACAGAAAGUCUGCGAAGCAAUGCAAAGCUCGAUGGUUUGAAUGGCUUGAUCCUGGAAUCAAGAAGACGGAGUGGUCACGUGAAGAAGAUGAAAAGCUGCUUCACCUGGCUAAGCUAAUGCCUACACAAUGGCGAACCAUUGCUCCUAUUGUAGGAAGGACCGCUGCACAAUAUGAGCAUUUGCUCGAUGAGGCCCAAAGAAAGGCAGAAGGUUUGGAUGACGAGGCUACAGAAGCGAAAAGGCUUAAACCAGGGGAAAUAGAUCCAACUCCUGAGACAAAGCCGGCUAGACCUGAUCCCAUUGAUAUGGACGAUGAUGAGGCUCGUCGCUUAGCAUCACUUCAAAAACGUCGCGAAAUGCGUGAAGCUGGUCUUCUUGUUCGAAGGUUCAAACGACUGAAGAGAAAUGCAGUUGAUUACAGUGCUGAGAUACCAUUUGAGAAGCCCGUUCCUGCAGGUUUUCAUGAUCCUUCAGAAGACCAGGUGGACAAUAGUGAUAAGCAUCGUAGGGCUAUUGCUGACCAUGAGAAACCAAAGCGCAUGGAGAUCGAAAAUGAACUCCGUAAGCAGGAUAGAGAGAAGCUGAAAAGGAAGAAACCUGAAGAUGAACCAGAGUCCGUCUUCAGAACUAAGGAAAAAAAGAGAAGCAAGCUAAUUCUUCCGGCACCACAAAUUAGCGACCGCGAAAUGGAACAAAUUAUCAAAAUCGGUCAUGCAAGUGAUAGUGUUCGUCAUUCCCUUCUUACUGACUAUGCGGCAUCCGCUCGUGCGAAUGCUGUAGCUGCUCGUACUGCUCGAACACCGGCGGCUCGGGAUAAUGUACAAAUGGAGGUUCAAAACAUUCUCGCACUGCAAAAUGUAGACACACCACUAAAAGGAGGGCUAAACACACCACUUCAUGAAACGGACUUCUCUGGUAUUCUGCCCGCUUCACGUGUUCAAGCUACUCCAAAUACUGUUCUUAAUGCUGUUGCGGCAACUCCUAAUUCAUUUGGAGGCAAGUCCACCAAGAAAUACUUGUCGUUUAGUAGUUUUAAACAAUACUUUCUUUUAGCAACACCAAGCUCCGUUGGAUCGUUUACACCUGGACCUUCUGGUAUGACACCACUAUAUCGCGACCAGAUGGGUAUCAAUGAAGGGACAGGAGCGACUGAUAUGGAAGCGCGUGCAGAAUUGCGUAGAGCACUGGCAUCUUUGCCGGAGCCACGCAAUGAUUAUGAAAUCGUAGCACCUGAGGGUGAAAGCGAUGAAACCGAGGAUCAAGAUGACAGCAAAGAGAAAUGGGUUGAUGAUGCGGCCGAUGUCAAAGAAUCUCGUGCUAAGCAGCGUGCUCUCAAGAGACAACGUGAACUUGCUGCGAGAACGCAGGUUGUCCAGCGCUCCCUCCCAAAGCCGUCGAAAGUGUGUGAUGCCGCAUUCAAACCAUCAUUGAACAGAACUGAUAUGGCCAAGGCUGAUGAUCUGAUUAAAGUGGAAAUGGCUCGUCUCGUUUCAUGGGAUGUUCAAGAUCAAGUGCCGAACGAGGUGUCUCAAAUGACGAAUUUCAGCAAGGAUUGUGAUGCUGGACCUGUGUUAGAUUCUUCCAUGUGGGCUAUCAUAGAACAGUGCAGUGCUGAGUUAGUCCAAAAUCGUGGCAAGUUUACCAGAAUCGGUGUAUUGAAUCGCGGAGAACAGAUUGAAGCGUUACACUCUCAAUUUCAGAUUUAUCGCGAUUGGAUGAAUGCGCGAGCGAAGAAAACCGGUAAAUUGGAAAAGAAGCUUAAAAUCAAACUCGGCGGCUAUCAGGCAAUCCAUACUAACUUGGCGUCAAAAUUAGCAGAAGUUAGAAAUGAGCUGGAAAUGGCAAUUAUUGAGAAGGAAACAUUUAGACGACUUGCUGAACAUGAAACAAAAUCAAUUAAUAAGAGAGUUUCUCGCCUGCAAAAUGAAGUCCGUCAACAAGAGAUGAGAGAAAAAGAGCUGCAAAAGGUGCACGGAAAACUUAAAGGUUUGUGUCGUCUGUCUAUUUAUCAGGUUUUUGUGCUUUUCAGUAGUGCAAACAAUCACCAUGUUUUGUUCUAG